AUGCAAAGUUUGAUUUUAAUCAACUCCGGGUGGCUUCUACACUUCGUUCUAAGUUUUUAUCUUAUUCGUCAUAUUAAUCACCUAUUACUUCGAGGUGUACUAACAUUGAUACCCUGUAUUAUCUUGACUGAUAUUGGUGCUCGAAAUCUGCCUCCACAUGAUAUUCAAUCUGUGUUUGGCAUAGCAUGUUAUUGGAUGAUGUGCCUUCGUCUUCUUCAUUUGGUUGUUUUAUCUGUCGAUCAGUCUCAAACUUUUCUUUCCUUUCUUUGCAAAUGUUUAUGGAUUUAUUUUCCGGUAAAACCUUGUUCAGUAGAAGAAAAACAGUGGUCAGUUAUGUUUCAUUUGCUUUCGGCUGUGAUAAAAUUUCUACUUAAUCGAUUGAUACACAAAUGGUUAUUAAUAUGCGAAGCAAAUGAUAGUUAUAUACGAGUCAUGGUUUAUUUCAUAUCAAUACUGACAUUUUCCUAUGUAAUUGAUCUUGAAACAGUUCUCGUCCGAAUUAUUACUCGAGAUCAAUAUACAAUGCAAUCUUUGAACAAUAUCCCAUUCCUAUCUCAAUCAGUGCGUGAGUUUUGGGGUCAACGGUACAAUCAAAUUAUUGGUACUAUUCUCAAAGAAUCACUUUUUCAACCAUUAAAUUUGUACAUAUCUUCUCGAUCAAUUUCGUCUCUAUUGACAUUCACUGUCAGCGGUCUUUUUCACGCUCAUAUUGUUUUGGUUGUUUUCAAUGACAAAUCAUCUCUAUGGUCGACGUUCGCUGGCUUUUUCUUGAAUGGCAUCGCGUGUGGCAUGGAAACAUAUUUGCCAGCACGAUUACCAUCACUCUUUCGGUAUAUGCUGACUUAUGGUGUUCUUCUAUUCACCGCACCGAUGUGUCUCGGACCGUAUGCAGAAGAUAAAGCUGUAUAUUUUGGUGUAGAUCAAUUGUCGUCAUUCGGUGAUCGGAUUAUUUCAAUAUUGCCCGUGCCAAACAUUUGUCUUGCAUGA
This is a messenger RNA of Adineta ricciae, 987 nucleotides long. Lineage: Eukaryota; Metazoa; Rotifera; Eurotatoria; Adinetida; Adinetidae. The record is from the annotation of a GenBank genome assembly.